Molecule: messenger RNA, 453 nt
Organism: Aphis gossypii (cotton aphid)
Lineage: Eukaryota; Metazoa; Arthropoda; Insecta; Hemiptera; Aphididae
Product: H2.0-like homeobox protein
Exons: 3
Coding region: 69-386 (105 amino acids)
Biological process (GO): regulation of transcription by RNA polymerase II
Molecular function (GO): DNA binding; DNA-binding transcription factor activity, RNA polymerase II-specific
Source: RefSeq, a predicted model, not a curated record
CCUUCUAUAUUCGUUGAAAAACAAAAUCAAAAUAUGUGAAUUGUGAAUUUAAACAUUCAGUACUCAAAAUGGAUUACCGACAACCACAAGCGUGUCUGAAAGUGCCCGACUCAUUGAAUUUCGGAAUCGAUAGAAUACUAAAUAUUAACACUGACUCGGAUCGAUCGGCGAAUAAAAAAGAAAAGUGUACCGGUAGAGCAGUGUUCACUGUCACGCAAAAGAAUUGGUUAGAAUAUUAUUUCCAAAUGGAAAAAUACAUUACCAAACAGAACAGAAAGAUACUGGCUUCCAGUCUUGGACUUACGGACUUGCAAGUAAAAGUAUGGUUUCAGAAUAGAAGGAUGAAAUGGCGGCAUUCUGCGGCUGCAACGUCUUCAAAAAAGUAGAACUACAACAAAUUCGUAUAAAUCUUCAUUUAAUCGCAAACAAAUACAAGUAUACAAUACUAAAUAC